Messenger RNA from Lepidothrix coronata (blue-crowned manakin), 3048 nucleotides. RefSeq names its product zinc finger protein 385B (gene ZNF385B). Gene Ontology annotation, molecular function: zinc ion binding; nucleic acid binding. Bases 480 to 1805 code for a protein of 441 amino acids. The record is from RefSeq and is a predicted model, not a curated record. The transcript has 9 exons. Gene Ontology annotation, cellular component: nucleus. Lineage: Eukaryota; Metazoa; Chordata; Aves; Passeriformes; Pipridae.
UUCCUCAUUCUGUGUGGUUUGGAGCUGAAUCCGUAGAGCCUUUCAUAAUCAUAUUCUUUUAUUUUUUUGUGGUUUGUUUGAAUUUGAUCACUGUAGCUGAUUCCAUGCAUUGAUAAUGACGGCUUGGGUUGCCUGAUUCUCAGCAUAAAUUCACGCAGACUUCUACUUUGACAGUGCUCUGUGUUUCGGUACGCAUGAAGAUACAGAACUGAAAUUGCUUUGCUUUCUUUACAAAUGACUCAGAGCGUGCUUGUCCUUCCCUAAAAUGUUGCCAGCGUGUGAAGGAUUUUCAAUGAGCAAUGCAAUAAGCCGGCAUCUGGGAAGGUUUGAGGCUGCACUGGUAUAACAGUGUACUGUCACACAGAUGAUCAGGGCUGGAGCCAAGACUCUGUAGCACCGUAGAUCAUAUUGGUCACAUAUUGGAAGUUUUGUUUAUGUAACUUGGUUGCUAUUUAACCUGCAUAAAUAGUAUUGCCAUAAUGUGGAGUGGACUUCCCAGUAGAGGAGGAGGUCAAAAUGACAUUAAAAUACAGUCCACCAUUAUUCAUCUGCCUUUAAAACGAGACAGUGCGAUCCAGCCUUGCAGGCUGCUCUGUGCAGCUGUAUUUCUAGAUGCUCAUCAUGUCUGCAGAGCACCUGAGGGGAACAUCCCAGGCACUACUACACUUCCCACCCUUGUGCGCACACCUACCUUGAUGAUGCAGCCUUCCCUGGAUAUCAAACCCUUUAUGUCCUUCCCUGUGGACAGCAGCUCUGCUGUUGGAUUCUUCCCAAAUUUUAACACAAUGGAUCCUGUGCAAAAAGCAGUCAUAAACCAUACAUUUGGAGUGUCCAUUCCCCCAAAGAAGAAACAAGUCAUUUCUUGUAAUGUCUGCCAGCUUCGCUUUAACUCUGAUAGCCAGGCCGAGGCCCACUACAAAGGAAGUAAACAUGCCAAGAAGGUCAAAGCACUAGAGGCAACGAAAAAUAAACCCAAAGUUGGUUCUUCCAAGGACAGCGCAAAGGCUAGCCCAAGCUGCUCCACCACGCCAGUCACAGCCAACAUCUCUGACAAAUCAGAAGAUAAAGGGAAAGCAAAACCCAAUAGUGCAAGUCAGCAGUCCAAUACAGAAGCGGGUCCUUUUCUUCCCAAACCUGGAGUGGCAGCAGUGGCACCUUUAGCACCUGCCUCAUCCACCAAGAGCACGAAUGGAGCUGCUAACACAGUUACUGAGUCAGAAGAGGAAAAAGCCAAAAAACUACUUUACUGUUCAUUAUGCAAAGUGGCUGUGAAUUCCCUUUCACAACUAGAAGCCCACAAUACAGGCUCCAAGCACAAGACCAUGGUUGAGGCUCGGAAUGGUGCUGGUCCCAUCAAGUCUUACCCUAGGCCUGGAUCCCGACUGAAGGUGCAGAAUGGCAGCAAAGGGUCAGGACUGCAGAACAAGACGUUUCAUUGUGAAAUCUGUGAUGUCCAUGUUAAUUCAGAAAUUCAACUUAAACAGCACAUUUCCAGCCGAAGGCAUAAGGACAGAGUUGCAGGAAAGCCUAUGAAACCUAAAUAUAGUCCUUACAACAAACUGCAGCGCAACCCAAGUAUUUUAGCAGCAAAACUUGCAUUCCAGAAGGACAUGAUUAAGCCGCUGGCACCUGCUUUCCUCUCAUCUCCUCUUGCUGCAGCUGCAGCUGUUUCAUCAGCUCUGUCCCUUCCUCCCCGGCCCUCUGCAUCCCUGUUCCAGGCACCAGCAAUACCACCAGCUCUCCUGAGGCCAGCCCAUGGGCCCAUCCGGGCGACGCCUGCCUCCAUACUUUUUGCACCAUACUAAUUUAUUGAUGUAAAAAAGAGAUAACUAUGGCCAGUACAAAGGGUAAAAGGAAAGCAGCAAAGGGGUCGAGAUUUUAAAAUGUGUUUCUCUUUUCCAAUGCAUCCAGAAGGACACCUCAUCCAACCACAUCAUAAAAUCCAUCAUUGAUGGCAGUACAUUUUGGAGUCUAGACAACUUUCUCAGUCUCUCUCUGUCUCUAUUUUUUUAAUCCAAAUAGUGCGAUUUGCUUAAAAAUUAAAUUGCUCAUAACAUUUAUACCAUUAAAGAUUCAUGCAUCUAUUCAUUUUUUUCUUUUCUUUUUUUUUAAUGUAUAUGAUGCACCUUGGAAUCAAGGAACAUAAAAUAUUUUCCUGACAGACUUGAAAACUAGGGUCUUCCUCACUCACACCUAUGUAAAUACUUCUCUGAAAACCAAUGGGUUACAAUCUAAUAUGGAAAAAAGUAGAUGAACCAAAUGCUAGAUCAUGGAUAACAUCUCAGUAAAGAAUUGCAUCAAUUUUUUUCCAUGUGUUCUUGUUGACAGGGAUUGUGUGCUGUCCUAGGCCCCAGUACUGGUGUACCUUGUGUAGUAUCAAAGAUGUAUCACAUGUCUGAUUUUAACAUUUUUAGUUUCUGUGCAAAUGUUUGAAAGCAAUGCAGCGCUGAAGCUUUUAAUUAUUUCUUUUGUGUCACACUUGAUUUAGAGAAAUCAAAAAUAGAAAGCCAUAUAACAUAGAGUUAAGAUUACUACUUGUUUGCUACUUUCAUUUAACUUAUUUUUGUUGUUUCCUCACUGGUGUUGCUAAGCAAUGUUUAAAGAGAAAAAAAAAGCUUUUCAACUGCACAUUGCCACAGCUCACAUGCAUUGUUCAAGAAGACAAUGGAUCCAUGUAUUUGUACGUAAAUAUCCUUUUUUCUUCAUUUCUAACUAGUUUCCUCUGUAACAAUGCUGCAUAACAUUGUGGCUUCCUAAUGCAAUAAUGUACAGAACAUAAAAUAUUUAUAAUUAAUCAUAUUCUCUGUUUACUGAAUAUGUUGCAGUAAAUCCCCACCUAUCUUCUUACCUCCCCAACCCUUUUAUAAAGGUGAAUCAAUACACAGUACUCAGACUGAAGUCAUUAUGUGAUAAUGGGGACAACAGGUGGAAGAAAGAAAAAUAAGAAGAGAAUUAACUUUUAGAGCAUCUUUAUCAGCAAUCCAUAAUAGUAAAAUGUCUGUGUAUUUUUUUAAAUGUACCUUUUCAAUAAAAUAAUAAGAAAACUGU